GUUUAACAUUGUCGUGGGUCGAGGGAUUGCCAGGCCAGGAGCACCCAAGGUUUCAGGAAUGAUGAAAGUGAUUCAUCCUGAAGAUCCACAAAAUGAACAAUUGAGGCUGACAACAAAAUGUUGCAAUAUAUCCGCAAGGCUCCAACCAGCCUGAAGCAAGAAUCCUUAUUGGGGUUUGUGUAGACAGGAGAACUUUCAGGAGUUAAAAGUGAUACUUCUGCUUGUGUCCAACUUUCUGAAGCUUAUUUCACAGUCCUUUAUAGUACUAUAUGGUUUAGGUUCAGGGCUCACAAAUCUGGAUAUCAGGAAAGAAAUAGUACAGUGAACAAGAAAAAAAACUUUGUGGGCACACAUUCCUCUGAUCUUAAUACCGUUUCCGGUAAUCUGUAAACUGCUAAAGAAUUCUGCCAGGCCAAUUCAUUCCAUUAUUAUGUGUUAUUUAAGUAUUGUAUCUUUUAAUAUAUUAUCUUAAUUCUGUUUUGUAAUAAGUUUGUAAUGUUUAAUUCCCAUCUUUUAUAUAUUGUUAGUAAUUAUGGCAUUGAAUGUUUGCCUUGUAUAUGUAUGUGAACUGCCCUGAGUCCCUCUGAGGAGAGAGGGCGGUCUAGAAAUAAAGUAUUAUUAUUGUUAUUUAUUUAUUUAUUUAUUAUUUAUUUAUUUACAGCAUUUAUAUUCUGCCCUUCUCACCCCGAAGUGGACUCAGGGCGGAUCACAUUACACAUAUAGGCAAACAUUCAAUGCCUUUUAACAUAGAACAAAGACAAGACAAACAUAGGCUCUGAGCGGACCUCGAACUCAUGACCUCCUGGUCAGAAUGAUUCAUUGCAGCUAGUUGCAUCUGGCUUGCGCUCCCGCCUGCACCACAGCCCUCUUCAUUUAAAAAUCAUAUAUCUUUCUCAGUCCCCAAUGUUGCAGAUGUCCUUAAAUCCCUUGAACAUGGACCGUUGUUAGGUUAUUUGUAGAUUUUCUUGAAAUUUACCAACACUUUUAAAAUAUAUACCCCUGAAGUAUUCUCCAGCAUACAAAACCUCUACGUUAUUAUCAGGUAGCCAAACUUUACAGCUCAACUGAUCAUUAUAUCCAAAUUCAGUAUCAAAAGGGAUGUGCUGUUUUAAUAAUAAGCUUGUUUUCUUUGCUCAACUGGCUUUUGGUCAAAUGAUUCUUUAGAUAGCUAAUAAGAAUGUUCAUUUAUUUAGUACUAAAUAUAUAUUGAAAUGCUAUCCGUUUGAAGUUAUGUUUUAUUUUGAUAAUCUUUGUAUACAUUGAAAAAAUACAGGUUAAGUCCAAGGGCAUGAGAUUCUUUUUUCUUUUUAAAAGAUGGAUUUGUCCUAGAAACACGGUUGUCUUUAUCAAGGAACAAAGGAUUAGAAGAUUGCGUGUAUUUGGUCCAAAAGAAGAAGUAAUUAUUGAGCCAGUUCAAACAAAGCAAUGCAUGGGAUGUGGAAAUGAAUCUUCAAGCAGAUCUUACACUCCAUCAAAGCAAAUCUUGUUAUGUGCAGCCAAAUCAUUAGACAAAGAAAAUGCUUUAACAAGAAUUUCAAAAAAUAUGAAUAUGAAUGUGGGACUACAAGAAUGCAUAGAAGAAGAAACAGAAAUUCAUAAUGAUCAACAUUUGAAGCCUGAUUUGGAGGGAUUGAAUCAUGAAACUAAAAUAAUUGAGGCUAAGACAGAAUCAGAAGGAAAUGAUGAAGAAAUGAAAAAUUCUAAUAAUGUGGAAACGAUUAGUAACAAUGAGGUCACAGCAGAAAUUCAAAAGGACAACGUGGAUAAACAAACUGCUGAUGAGAAGCCGCCAGAUAGUUCAGAUGAUGAUGACAGCAAUGGACAAAGUGACAAUAAAGUGAAAAAGAGAGUUGCACCACUGCAAUUAAUGGCAGAGUUUCUGAAAGCAAUAAUGGGACGGAAAUACCUUCUUGCAAAAAAACUGUGUCAGAUGAUUCUAAUAUAUGAACCAGAAAACCCUGAGGCCAAGCAGUUUCUUCCACUUAUUGAGCAAAAAUUGCUGUUGGAAAGUGAACAAGCUGCUGAAGAAGAUGGUGAAGAAACUGGUGAAGAAACCGAUGAAGAAAGCAGUGAUGACAGUGAAGAUAACAGCAAUACAGAUAACAGUGGGACUGAAAGUGAAGAAAGUUCUGAAGAGUCUGAUAAAAAUACCUAAACAUUUUUAAAUGCCCCAAAUUGGGUUUUUUAUUCCAUUUGUUUUGAAAUACGUGCUUUACUGAAUUGGUUCACUUGAACUAAUGUUUAAUAACAAUAGUCUCAAGUCCUAUCUCUUUUUGUUAUAAUUACAUUGCUUCCAGGACUCUACUGUUUCAAAUAGAUAUUUUAUGUACAAACACACUGAUCAUGACCUCUCCUAAAUGCAUUAUUUGAUUAGCAGUUUGUGAGAUGAAAAACAGCAGUGAGUAAGAUGGAAAUUGCCCUUGAGGUAAAUUAUUUUGGUCUUCAGAGCUCAUAUUGUUCCUGGGAAUGGGAGUCAAAACCAUAGUAAAACCCUAGUCCCUAGAAUCUAGCCAUUUAGUGAUCUUGAAAGUAUAGUGCUAGAGGUUUGAUCACAAAUCAUUGCUGUAAUUUUUGAAUCCUUCUGUCCUCAAGGAUCAAGCACCUGCUCUUCCCUGCCUCCUUCCCUGUCCCAGUCUCUUAAAGCACUGGUAUUCAUAUUCAUGCUGGCAUGGGGUGGACAUUUAUGUGCCUGUAUUUGUAUACAGUACUCAAGGAGUUGCAGAAAUCACAAAUGUUAGUGCAAUAUCCAUUUUUAUCUUCUCCAACAAAAUUUCAGCAGAUUGGCUGGAUAGUUGGAUGAGGUUGAGUAGUAAUUCAUAAGACUGUGAAGUUUAGAUGAUUAAUUGGCCUAGUUAACUGGUCAUAUAUGAUAAAAAGAUUAAAUAUUAUCCCUAGUUAAUCAAGACCUCAGAAUCCUCCCACCUGACACUAGAGUUUUAUCAGUGAAGGAGGUUCUGCCAAGAUUAUCAGGGAUCUGGUCAAGGGACCACUAAAUCAUCUCUUUCCAGAUGUUAUCUAGAGAAAUACUAUUAGGCAUUAUGUGAAUGUUCUUUCUUUUAGCGUGUGUGCAUAGUUUGUGUACAAUACUAUGUAAUGGCUUGUGUUUUGUCAGAGAGCUGGUAAACCUUGACAACAUUAGUUUUCUUUAUUCCAAAUGUUAUUUGUACUACUUUGCUGCUAAAGUUAUUUCAGUCAUUUUGGAGUGAGUCUGUUCUCCUUUUCUUUGAUAAGAAAUAGACUCUCAGCCUCUGUGUUGCUGUGACAAUGGCAGCUAGAAAGCUAGGGGAAAACCUUCGAUAGUAGGCUCAGCUCUAAAUGACAUUGUAAGUUCAAAGAGAAAUUGUAACAGCUAAAAUACAAAGAUAGGCACUUCAUCAAGUCACAAGAUGGUCUUAUUGACAGGAGCUGCACCCCACACAGAUAAGAAGCUGCCAAGUCAGUGCCAAAAGUUUCCUGUCUUAUUCCAAAUGUGUGCAUGCUUAGCAAACAACUGUGCUCAUGUUCAAGGUAUAAACAUACUUAAUUUCAUCCUGUACCAUCAGGAUGCUCUUUGUAGAAGUGGGAGAUUUCAAAUUAAAUUUAGCUAUUUCCAAUUUUUAGGUCUGAAAACAGUUUGGUAAAGUAUUUCGUUAUUAUUAUUUUGAUGUUGUGAUGCAUGUUCCCCAAACAUGCACAAAAUCAUUAAUAAAAAUACAAUAGUUACAUAUAAGUAAUUUUCCCUACUAUGCUAUGUUUUAAAUAUCAUUUUAGAAAUUAUCACAAUCUUAUUCGUUAUUACUAAGGAUAUUUUUAAACUGUCCAGAUUAUUUGUGUAUAAAUAAUAAAUAUUCUUAAGGAAUGUUAUAGUAGAUGAUCCUCGCUAUAUAAUCACAUUGAGUAUAUUGUUCCCUGUAUUGAGAGUGCAGCUCAAUAGAAUUUAACCUUUUCUCCUCCCAUCCUCUUAAGUAUCUGAAAGUAGCAUGCCAAAGCCAAUGUAGAAGAUAGAAAUGUUGAGCAUAUCUCUCACAUCCUCAUAUAGGUGUCUUCCACUGAAGAGUACUGUAUCUGGAUAUAAAACAUAGCUAUGUAAGAAUCAGAUCCAUAUUUUUCUUCUUCUUGGAUCAAUUAUAGUUUUCAAAUAUUUUUCUUAUAAUGCAAUUUGGGACCAUGGAACAUUUCAUGGAUAAAUUGGAGUGGAUCAUACUCAGAAUAAAGAUACCCAGGUUACUUUUCCCACUU
Anolis carolinensis (green anole) is the source of this 4218-nucleotide messenger RNA. RefSeq names its product glutamate rich 2 (gene erich2). The coding region runs from base 1289 to 2155 and encodes 288 amino acids. The transcript is spliced from 12 exons. The record is from RefSeq and is a predicted model, not a curated record. NCBI's taxonomy places the organism in Eukaryota, Metazoa, Chordata, Lepidosauria, Squamata, Anolidae.